Messenger RNA from Mytilus trossulus (common blue mussel), 1702 nucleotides. RefSeq lists its product as uncharacterized. The transcript has a single exon. Lineage: Eukaryota; Metazoa; Mollusca; Bivalvia; Mytilida; Mytilidae. The record is from RefSeq and is a predicted model, not a curated record. The coding region runs from base 376 to 1065 and encodes 229 amino acids.
CCAACAGGUAUGGUAAAUGACUCUUGGUAAAAAAUCCCGAUAAAAUGUAAAAAACACAACUUCAAACACAUUUUACCACAGCAGUGUAUUAGUUAAACUCUAGGAAAACACUUUAGUGCACGAACUAUGAAUUUUGUGUCUAAAUGAACCUACUUAUGGAUAAUUUUUCUACGAGACCACACCAAAACAACGACAGCCAUUAAUACGUGGAUGAACUUUUAUCUAACAUUUUGAAUUUGGCUUUGAAGACUUUGGUGAUGCAAAUACGUCUAACAACUGGUCUCUAACUUACUAACUACAAACUGAAAACCAAAAUAUUUAUAUUGUACAUUUAUAUAUAUUUAUAUAUAUAGUGAUUGUUUCAUAACUAAGUAGAUGAAGGGAGGCGACUCCGACGAAACAUACUCUACAACCCCAUUAAACAUUAAAAAACGUCGACGCCGAAAAUCUUCAAGGCCAUCACCGUCGUCGCAAGUUGAGGACAAGAGACAACGUACAAAUAGUGAAAUAAGUUCCGAGUCGGACACAGUCAGCGAGUCAGAACAAUCAGAUUGUAAUUCUAGAGGAAAAGUCGAAAUGAGUAAUCCAUCAGACUUGCUUCCUAAAGUAUCUUUGACUGAAAUUGAUAUAGUUAGGAUAGCCGAAACUGUUAAACAGCUACUGAAAGACGAUAUUGACAAGACCGUCGAGAGGGUUGUAAACGAAAAACAAAAACACCUAAUUGACAAGAUAAACGACAUAGAAGAAAAACAAUGCAAAAUGGAAUCAACCCUUAAAAUAAAAACAAACCAACUAAAUGAGCUGCAUGUAAAAAACACUAAACUACAAGAAAAAGUUGACGAUCUCGAACAGCACAGUAGAAAAGGUCUACUCCGUCUAAGUGGUGUGCCUUUUUCAAGAGGUGAAAAUACUACUGAAAAGGUGAUUGACAUAGUAAAAAGGAUAGGAGUGAACAUUAAAGUUGAUGACAUUAGCGUAAGCCAUCGUACAGGAAAAUUCAAGGAAAAUAAAACUCGCCAAAUCAUUGCAAGGUUCCCAAAGCAUGAUUUAAAAGUCGAAAUUUAAAAAUCGGCCAAGAAACUUAGAGAAAUACCAGGUCUUCAUGAUAUUUGUAUAAACCAAGACUUAACAAAGACGCGAGAUGAAAUAGCAUUCAAAGCUAGAGCGUAUGUGCGCAACCAUAGACUUAAGGCAACAUGGGUGGUUGAUGGAAAGAUCAUGAUUAUUGGGAACGACAACAAAAAACACGCCGUCACACGUAUGUAUGAUCUGAAUGACUAUGUUUACCAAUCCGAUAACUAUACUGAAAUAAACGAGAUUGAAGACAACCAAGAAACAGAAAUGCAGUACGCGUCAAAUGGUCAUGACAGGGUCAGCGAACAACCAGCUAGUGACGUUCCUGUUCAACUUUAUACGAGUGCUCUUGGUACUAAUAAAUGAUCAACCAAUUAAAAACGAUGUAAAAAUAUCACAUUUACAAUUUUCCUAUACAGCGAAAAUUUUAGAUCAAUCAAGCGUACACCUGUACUCAUUUGACUAUUAGUACUUAUGAAAAUGUAUACAUAUUGUUACUUUGAUACAUGUAAAAAAAAAAUUGCCAAAAAUAGUUAUGUCCAACUACAUGUAAUUCAAAGUGUCAUUGUAUUCUACCCCUUAUAUCGAAAUAAGUUGUAUUCCCGUUUCCCUUUGGCUUUUUACUUAA